Chironomus riparius is the source of this 2415-nucleotide messenger RNA. The record is from the annotation of a GenBank genome assembly. NCBI's taxonomy places the organism in Eukaryota, Metazoa, Arthropoda, Insecta, Diptera, Chironomidae.
AUGUCAAAUCUGACUUACAAUAAUCUCUGGCGAACAGCCCAAGUCGACCUUGAGAAGCUUGCAACUCACGAUUAUGAAUUUCAGUCAUCGGAACCACAAUUUGACAAGCACUUUGCACAGUCAAAGAUAUUUGAACUAUACUCAAAGUACAUCAUUAUUGGGAAUAAAUUAAAUGAAAUCUACGAUCAGAUGCUGCAGCCACAGAAGAGAAUUCUUGUCAAGAAGAUCCUCGAUGCUUGUCUUGGUCGAGUUUGUGAGCUGAAGCAAGAUUUGGUCAAAUUGGAUCUGACUGAAUUUAGUUACAAUGAUGAGAUCAUGUUGAAGCUUAAAUUGACUCCAUUUGACACUGAAAUUGUCAUUCCUCACUACUUCCUACGCGAACGGGAAGAAGAACUGAUGGCACGUGCCAAGACAAUGGACGAGAUCCUCAAAAGAAUCGGAGUUAUUGAGGAGGAAAUUCCAAUUGAAAGAUUAUCGGAACUGGAAGCAAUCCGGAUCAUCCAAAUGCACGAACGAGCACGUCAAGGACGUCUUCGUGCUCAAUUUAUGAAGGAAAUCCGUUCACUAAAAGAAAAAGGCAAGCCAGAGCGUGGAAAAGCUGAGACUGGAUUUAUGGCAGCGCUAAAAAUCCAAAAAGUCUGGCGUGGCUUUGCAAGUCGAACGCAAACAAGGAAGAGAAAAAUGCAGGAAAUGAUUCUGAUUGGAAUGCUGCCAGAUCCAACUAGAGACACAAAAAAUCUCGAAAAUAUUGAGCGUGUCAGGAAUGAGAGAAGGAAAUUGCAGAUGGAAUAUCAGAAGCUGUAUGAGACAUCAAUGAAUCGGUUCGAGACUGAAAUCAAAGAGAAGCAAGGAUCAACUAUGAAUGAAGACAUGACUGAUGAGAUAAGGAACUGGUUUCGGGAUUAUUUUGGACGAACUGGAAAGUUCCCAGAGUUUCCAUCUGAAGAAGCUGGUGGAUCGAGACAUUUGUUGAGUCGUCAAGGCACAGACAGUGAAUUUAGUCGAUCAUCAGCUCCAUCAUCCAAAGAGUCCAAAAAGACCAUUAAGGAUAAGACUAAAGAAAAAGGCAAAGGAGAUGAGCCAAUAAUUGAUGAUGGAUUUAAGAAAGGAUUCAAACCAGAAGAAUCGUCAUUUUUGCCGGAAAUUAAAGCUGGAAUUGAUGAGUACAACGACAUUUGGAAGGGCAAGUACGAAGGUGGAAACUUGAAGCAACUUCACUACGAAGACAUGAUCUUUGCUGAUAAAUAUUCAGAAGUUGAGCUUGAAUUGAGGAAGAUUGUCGAUGAAAUGAUGCGUCAUGAGCUUGAGCUGUUGCAGAUAGCUCUCGACAAAGACAGAGCAGCAAAAGGCAAGAAAGUCAAAAAAGGAGGCAAAAAGGCUCGACGAGCAGGAAAGAAAAGCAAAAAGAAGAAGGAAAAAGAUCUCACACCUGACCGAACCACAGAAUCUCUUUUUGAGGAACUUGUUGUCAAUGGAAUUAUUGUAAAGUAUCCUGAAAAUUACAUGAAGAAUUUCCUUGGUGAUCGAGCUUAUGCUGCUCGUAGUUCAACCAAUCCAGCACCAGGAGAUGUCAGACAAUUGUUGAAAGAAUAUUGCAUAUUGCCAUUGGGUAGUGCGAUGAUUAGGAACUAUGCGCCUUGUAUUAAGUCAAUAUUGAUUGGUGGACCUAAAGGAACCGGAAAGCGCUCUCUUGUCCAAGCAAUAGCAACAGAAGUCGGUGCAGUCAUGUUCGACCUCAGCCCAGUCAAUCUAGUUGGAAAAUAUCCUGGAAAAACUGGUCUCAUCAUGUUGAUUCACUUGAUUCAAAAAGUUUCACGUCUCUUACAGCCAACAAUUUUGUAUUUUGAAGACGCUGAAAAGCCAUUCAUGAAGAAAAUUCCAAAAACUGACAAGACUGAUCCGAAAAGGUUAAAAAAGGAUUUGCAGAAGAUUGUGAAGAAUAUUGCACCUGAGGAUAGAGUUAUGCUGAUUGGGGUGUCUAAUGCUCCUUGGGAUGCAGACCAGAAGCUCCUUCAACAGACUUACAAUAGGUUCAUUUACAUCCCACGGCCUGAUUAUGGAGCUUUGUCACAUGCUUGGCGUGAAUUGUUAGCUCAGUAUCCAGGAGUCUCAAAAACCUUUGAUUCUGGUGCAAUGGCUAAGGUAUCAGACGGAUACACAAUCGGAGCUGUUUCUCAGUGCAUUCGAGAUGUCAUCACAUGUAAGAGGAUGUUGCAGUUGAGAAUCAAACCAUUGACACAUGUUGAACUGAUUAAUACAUUAAGUACAAAGGAACCAGUCUACAGAGAAGAGGAGGAGGCGUUUUUGUCUUGGUGGGCAAAGACUCCUUUGGGAAAGUUAAAAGGCAAAGCAAUGGAACUAGAAAGUGACAAAAUGGACAGAGAGCUAAUGGAUCCCAAGAAAAAACCCAAAUAG